Didymodactylos carnosus is the source of this 703-nucleotide messenger RNA. The record is from the annotation of a GenBank genome assembly. Lineage: Eukaryota; Metazoa; Rotifera; Eurotatoria; Philodinida; Philodinidae.
CGCCAAAAGACAAUUCGCCAUGGCGAAAUGCCAGUGCCGUUUCGCCAAUUAGCGAAACGGCACAUGACACUUCGCCAAUUGGCGAAACGGCAUAAGACACUUCGCCAAUUGGCGAAACAGCACAUGACACUUCGCCAAUUGGCGAAACGGCACAUGACGCUUCGCCAAUUGGCGAAACGGCACAUGAGACUUCGCCAAUUGGCGAAACGUCGCGUGACACUUCGCCACGGCGAAUUGUCUUUUGGCGAAACGACAGAGAUUCUAUUUUUUUAACAAAACCUGGUAAAAGUAAAUAUCUCCGAACUAUGUCUUCCAGAAAAAGAGAAGCUACUGGCUUAAAAUCUGCUCUGUUAACAAAACGAUCGAUAAAAGUUAAAGAAUACAGUGGUGGAGAUAGUUCAAGUGCAGCUGAGAAUGAUUCAAAGUAUGUAAGUGCUAUGCGCAAAGCUGAUGUAUGGGAAUUUGCAACUCAUAAUGAACAAACAGGAAAAGGUGAUUGUAAAUUUUGUUCUCAAUCGAUUAGCUUAAGUGCGGGGUCCACAAGUGCUUUAAGGAAACACUUAAGAAAAAAACAUAAAAAGUUUUUAGCAACUGAAAAUGAAAAUGUUCAGCCAAAAAUUGAUGAAACAUUAAGUUGCAAGAAGUUGCACACAAGUACUCUCUAAAAAAAAUCCGUAGCUUACAAAACGAAUAUCGGUUUUGG